Raphanus sativus (radish) is the source of this 745-nucleotide messenger RNA. RefSeq names its product glutaredoxin-C1. The record is from RefSeq and is a predicted model, not a curated record. The coding region runs from base 8 to 481 and encodes 157 amino acids. Gene Ontology annotation, molecular function: glutathione disulfide oxidoreductase activity. NCBI's taxonomy places the organism in Eukaryota, Viridiplantae, Streptophyta, Magnoliopsida, Brassicales, Brassicaceae. Gene Ontology annotation, cellular component: cytoplasm. Gene Ontology annotation, biological process: cellular response to oxidative stress. The transcript is spliced from 4 exons.
UUAAGACAUGAAGCUACAUCUUCCUCCGGUUAAGGAGAGCAAAUGUCAACGAAACUUAUUUGGCCAGAAAGUAAACGGUCCAGACUUGACUAGAUUCAAUCUGUUAAGCAGACUUGAGCUGAGAAAAAGGAUGAGCAAGGAAAAGCUGGAGAAGGCGAUGAACAAGGCCAAAGAGAUCGUCUCCUCGUACCCUGUCGUUGUCUUCAGCAAGACUUACUGUGGUUAUUGCCAGAAGGUGAAGCAAUUACUGACAAAGCUAGGCGCAGAUUUUGAAGUACUUGAGCUCGAUGAGAUGAGUGAUGGAGGUGAGAUACAAUCAGCUUUGUCAAAGUGGACUGGACAGAGAACUGUUCCAAACGUCUUCAUCAAAGGGAAACAUAUUGGUGGAUGCGAUAGUGUGAUGGAGAGUAACCAGAAAGGUACGCUUGUGCCUUUACUGGUUGAAGCUGGUGUACUGACCAAAAUCUCUUCCAAGCUUUGAUGAACUCUGCAAACUUGAUUCCCUUAAAACCAAAUAAACGAAACAUCCGCUGUCUUUGUCAACUUUGCCGCUGUAGUUUCCUUUGCUGAACCACUGGAGACUGCGUGUGUUAUCUUGUAACGAGAAUAUUGCUUUCUUGAAGCUCUUAUCGAAAAAUAGCAAUUUGAACUUCAACAAUCUUUUUGUGCUAUAUAAAAAGAAAAAAUAAAAUACUGCAACAAUCAGACAGGUUGGUUACAACUCAAGCUCAUGGAGAAAGCAAAC